CAGCUGUUUAGCAUCAAAUCUUUUGCGCCAUGGGUCGGGGUCGUGGCCGCCGUGAAGCGCGUGGCGGCCGUCCUCACCUCCAUCCGGAGGUGGCAGCGCCUGCAGAUGAAUACUAUGAACAGAUUGAAGCUGAAAGAUAUCAUCGAGUUCCAAAGGCUCCUAGAGUUCAGGCUGAGCUGACCCAUGCUGCUAUUGCCCUUGGGGGUCUUUUACCUCAAAAACUUGGCAGUAUUGUCUUGGACUUGGGUGCGGGUGGUGGCCUUAGCACCCUGACCUACCAGGCUUUGGCGGCUCAAAGCCAGUCAUGCAACAGGGACUUAGAGAUCUUGGAGGGUCAGGAGAGUCAGACACAUGGCCGAGAGCAAAGACAAGGGGAACCUUGCGGAAUUCCAUUUGUCCUGGCUUUCGACACCAGCGCACAUAUGCUGGCGACUGUGGCUCACAUUGAGGAAUCUUCGCUGGUUGGCAUCCGCCUUGAAGCUGUGAAAGGGCCGAAAGGGUCCCAAGUGGGUCAAUCCCCAAUUGAUCUUAGCGCUGGGCUACCUUGGGUUUCGAGAAGGGGUGACCGAAUCCUAGCAGACAUGUCCCAACCGCUCCCUCUUCGGAGCGGUGUGGUUGAUGCUGCCCUGUCAGUGAGCGCUGUUCAGUGGCUGUUGCAACUUCGAUCAGGUCCAUCUGGCCAGCUUGCAGAAGAUGUGGAACAAGUAAAACUUCAAAGACUCUUUGCAUCUCUGAAGCGCGUGGCAGUCGACAACGCAAAAUUGGCAAUGCAAUUCUACCCGCCCAAGGGUGAUUUUGAUUUCGGUGCCAGAGCUUUAAGGGACACAGCUCGCAAAGAACUUUGGACUGCAAACGUUGUGCUGGAUUUCCCACACCAUCCAGCUUCCACAGCUAAGAAAUGGUUUCUUUUGGCGCGCCUUUCCCAUGCUGUUUCCCAACCAGACCCCUGGUGUGCUUUGUGCUGGCCAGUUGUGGCUGCACAAUGUGCCCUUCAAAGUUCUUGUGAUGAGGUGCAGUAUGGACGGGCUCAGCAGCAGCAUGCAGAGGUCGCCUUGCGCUUGGCUCGUUGUGGCCGGCGCUUGCGGGCUGCUUCUGAUGAACACGAGCUGAAUGUGCAGGAGCGCCUCCGUCAACAGCUACACCCGCUACAAAUCGAGCUGGCCAAACGCCUUGAUGAGGCACUGGCAAAGAUGAUGGACCAUGAUUCUGACCAUGAGGCUCCGGAAUCCAAGCAACUUGUGCACGGAACAGGUGAGCCAGCCACAGAGGACCCUCAUACUUGUAAACGUGCCCGAAGUGGUGUCAAUGAAACCAAGACUGAGCUGCGAAGUGUUGUUGCCUCUUCUCUUCCGCAACUCAUCAGUGUUUUGCACGCACCUCCAAGCGAAGAGUGGCUGCUACCAACGCCUCCUCUAGAUUCCAGGGCAGUGGAUGAGAUUUGAGUUUAAGGUCGCAAUCCAACGAGAUCUUGAGGCCGGAGGUCUCUGAUUAUUCUGAUCGCAAAGAGGUUGAACCAUGUUGAAACCGUCCGAAAAAGCAGAUCGGAGAGAUUCGAAGAGAACCAUUGGCACCCGCCACAGGUUUCGCAGGCUCCAGUGCGCUGAAGUAGAGCCACGUCGGACCAACAUGAACCCAGCCAUUAAGGUGUCCAAGCCAAACGGAGGAUACAGAGAUGUUGGGAAGGCUGAGCAAAGGAGUCUUGAUUGCGAGCCUGGAAUCCGAAGACCUGAAAGCCAAUUGCUCUAAGCCAAGAUGCUUUGACGGUUCUUCCCGUUCUGAACAAGAUGUUUGGUUCAUGUUUCACAUUGCAUCACUGCUAGUAACUGCUAGUAGGUCAACGCGGGUCUACAAAGCUGGCAAAAUGUCAGCGAGUGACAGAAAGCAGUUGAAUAGAGUUUAACGGAUAAA
Cladocopium goreaui is the source of this 1908-nucleotide messenger RNA. The record is from the annotation of a GenBank genome assembly. Lineage: Eukaryota; Dinophyceae; Suessiales; Symbiodiniaceae.